CAGCAGCAGCAGCAGCAGCAAAGCGAGACUCCCGCGCCGCCGACUACAAGAGGGUUAAAAGUGUAGAUUGGAUUUCACCCCGGGAAAUCCAGCGCACGGAGUGAACUUGAAUCUUUGGCUAUUUAAGGAGGACCGGGGUUUGUUGUGAAGUUGUGGUGAUCCAGGGCAGAGCCCCGUCCUGAUUGAUUUCAUCUUCCUUGAGUCUCAGAUGACUGUAAAAUGAAUAGAUGAAAUUAUUCCUUUUUGAGGCUUUUCUUAGGGGCUCUCCGGACAGCGUGUUCUCAAAGCGAAGUCAUGAUGUAUUCUCCAAUCUGUCUCACUCAGGAUGAAUUUCACCCAUUCAUUGAGGCACUUCUUCCACAUGUCCGUGCAAUUGCUUAUACGUGGUUCAACCUCCAGGCUCGAAAACGCAAGUACUUCAAAAAGCACGAGAAGCGGAUGUCGAAGGAUGAGGAGAGAGCUGUCAAGGAUGAGCUGCUCAGUGAGAAGCCCGAAAUCAAGCAAAAGUGGGCAUCCCGGCUCCUCGCCAAGCUGCGCAAAGAUAUUCGCCAAGAGUUCCGGGAGGAUUUUGUGCUCACGGUGACUGGGAAGAAGCACCCAUGCUGUGUGUUGUCCAAUCCUGACCAGAAGGGUAAGAUUAGGAGAAUCGACUGCCUGCGGCAGGCUGACAAAGUCUGGCGUCUGGAUCUAGUCAUGGUGAUCCUCUUCAAAGGCAUCCCCUUGGAAAGUACGGAUGGAGAGCGACUCAUGAAAUCCCCACAUUGCACAAAUCCAGCACUUUGCGUCCAGCCGCAUCACAUAACAGUAUCCGUCAAGGAGCUUGAUUUGUUUUUGGCAUACUACGUGCAGGAGCAAGAUUCUGGACAACCAGGAAGUCCAAGCCACAAUGAUCCUGCCAAGAAUCCACCAGUGUACCUGGAAGACAGUUUUGUAAAAUCUGGAGUGUUCAACGUGUCGGAGCUUGUGAGAGUGUCCAGAACCCCUAUAACCCAGGGAACUGGAGUGAACUUCCCAAUUGGAGAGCUUCCGAGCCAGCCAUAUUACCAUGAUAUGAAUUCGGGAGUCAAUCUGCAGAGGUCCCUUUCCUCUCCACCAAGCAGCAAAAGACCCAAAACUAUCUCCAUAGAUGAGAAUAUGGAACCAAGCCCGACAGGAGACUUUUAUCCUUCUCCAAAUUCACCAGCUGCUGGGAGUCGGACAUGGCAUGAAAGAGAUCAAGAUAUGUCAUCUCCUACAAUGAAGAAACCUGAAAAGCCUUUGUUUAGUCCUACAUCUCCCCAGGAUUCUUCACCAAGACUGAGCACUUUUCCCCAGCAUCACCACCCAGGAAUACCAGGAGUUGCACACAGUGUCAUCUCAACUCGAACUCCGCCUCCGCCGUCGCCAUUGCCGUUUCCAGCACAAGCUAUCCUCCCUCCUGCCCCAUCUAGCUACUUCUCACACCCGACCAUCAGAUACCCUCCGCACCUGAAUCCUCAGGAUACGCUGAAGAAUUACGUACCUUCCUACGACCCGUCCAGCCCGCAGACCAGCCAGCCUAACAGCAGUGGUCAAGUAGUAGAAGGCCAUUUUACUCCAGUUUUGGCACCCUCUCCCCAUCACAGUGCGGUGCUCCCUGUGACCCUGACCAUGACAGAUACUAAACCCAUCACUACAUCCACUGAAGGUGAGGCAUCUUCACCUACAGCAACCACCUACACAGCCUCAGGCACAACCCAAGCCAAUCGAUAUGUGGGACUAAGCCCAAGAGACCCAUCCUUCCUACACCAGCAACAGCUGAGGAUUUGUGACUGGACCAUGAAUCAAAACGGCAGGCAUUUAUACCCCAGUGCCAGUGAGGAUACAUUGGGAAUUACUUGGCAAAGUCCUGGUACCUGGGCUAGCUUGGUUCCUUUUCAAGUAUCAAAUAGGACACCGAUCCUGCCAACAAAUGUCCCAAAUUAUGGUCUGAACAUAAUUGGAGAGCCUUUCCUUCAAGCAGAAACAAGCAACUGAGGGAAAAAAAAAAAAGCAAAAUUAAAAAAAAAAAAAAAAAGAAAAGCUAAAGAAGAAAGGAUAAGAAACGAAACUGAAGAAAGAAGAAAAAUAGACCAGCAAUUGCAGCAUUUACAAUCACAAUUCCCUUAUGGUUGAAACUGUAAUGAUAUGCAGAGGGUCGAUGAUAUUUCAGUGAUGGGUAGAACGCAGCCCCUGCUAAGUAGCCUUUGUUAUAUGAAGUCCGCUGGGAAAUAGAUGUUCUGUCUCUGACGAUAUAUUUUAACUGACUUUCUAGAUGCCUUAAUAUUUGCAUGAUAAGCUAGUUUUAUUGGUUUAGUAUUCUUGUUGUUUACGCAUGGGAUCGCUAUUCCUGGUUAUCUCACAAAACAAAGGCUAUAGGCGGCAGCAACAGCGCUGCGGCAGGACGAGGGCCACGGGCCACACGUUUUCUCAACACUCUGAUUUCUAAACGUUUUAAGAAUAAGCUCUGUAGCCUUUAGUUAUCAGUAUGGAUUUAUUAAUCUUUGGCCCUUCACCAAGCCUUUCUUAGUGUGUUACCCAGCUUGAGAUUUUCAAAGUCAGUACAAACACACAGGAUCUAUGGAAGAAAUGCCUCUAUGUAGGUAAAAGUGUUAUCUCCGCAUGCAACAGUAAAAUCAUAAAGAAAACAAGAACUUUCCCCACUAAAGUAACACUUACAGAGGCAAGUGCAAUUUAAAAGUCGUAUCUAAGGGGGUCAUCAUUAUAAGUCCUUCAGCCCUUGGACUCUAAAUUGAGGGGAUUAAAAAAAGGAAUUAAGAAUUGCUUUGAACAAAUUUAUUUUUCCCCUCAGUUUUUGGGGGCAUUAAAAGGCAUUAAAUCAAGACAAAUCAUGUCCUUGAGAAAGAAGAAAUCAAUGGAAACACAGCACUUAUGUUGGUUAGCUGCUGCCUCCACAGAGGGGUAGGACUUAUUUAUUUAAAGUUACUGGUUGCAUCAAGAACCCAUAGGGUUUACGUAUGGUUCUGCAAAAUCUGCAUCACAGAGACAAAGAGACAGGCAAAUCCAUGCCACAAGGGCAAAGCUUACCGUUUACAAACUGGGAAAACCAGGAUGGGGAUACGUUAUAUUUAAAACAAUGCACUCUUAAAGUAGGUCUAAUCACAGGGUGCUGAAAACUUGCAUGGUGCUUUCAGAAUUUAGCCUUGUUCUACAAUUUUCACAUAUUGACAGAAAUAUAAUGUGCAUGGGCAGACAAAUUUUGCCUCUACGUCUCUUUAAAAAAUAAUCAGUUUAAAUACUCUUUCCAGUAAUCCUAAUUUGCACGAAGAUAUAGUGUCCACAUUACGUGCCUUGCCUUGAAAUCUAAAAAAAAAUGGAAAAAAA
Messenger RNA from Tinamus guttatus (white-throated tinamou), 3342 nucleotides. It is a transcript of the gene NFIB, whose product is annotated as nuclear factor I B. The record is from RefSeq and is a predicted model, not a curated record. Gene Ontology annotation, molecular function: DNA-binding transcription factor activity, RNA polymerase II-specific; RNA polymerase II cis-regulatory region sequence-specific DNA binding. Gene Ontology annotation, cellular component: nucleus. Gene Ontology annotation, biological process: regulation of transcription by RNA polymerase II. Lineage: Eukaryota; Metazoa; Chordata; Aves; Tinamiformes; Tinamidae.